AUGAUUCCUUCUUCAAGUCGGACUCUCACCACGUCCUCCGCUCUUCACUGACAGCGCCAACCGUUCCGCUCGCUUAAAAUGUCUGAAACAAAGAUCAUCACCCUCGACGAGCUCAAGGAGCACACGAAGAAGGACAACUUGUACGUCCUUCUUCAUGGAAAAGUCUAUUCUGUGUCAAAAUUCAUUGACGAGCACCCCGGAGGUGACGAGGUGAUUCUGGCCGAAGCGGGCAAGGAUGCAACGGAGGCGUUCGAGGACGUCGGUCACUCUGAUGAGGCGCGCGAGAUUCUCCAGACUCUGUACAUUGGCGACUUUGAGAAGGGAGCGGCACUUCCGACCAAAACCGAGAGGACUUCCACUGCUGCACCAGCUGCUCAGGCUGCAUCCAGUGUCAGCUACUUCCUCCCACUCGCUGCCCUCGCUGCCUACUUCGCGUGGCGCUUCUACUCCUCUUAAUUGCAUAUAGAUAUAUUCGUGCUUUGCUUUCGAACCCUUCACACUGGAUAAACCCGUUAUACAUCUCCCACCACCCAUUUUCGCUCCGUUAAUAUCACACCAUUUUUUUUCCCUGCGAUUUCGUUCAUCUAUCUCAUUAGUGUCGUCUUGUCUGUAAGCGUGUGUGAUAAGGGUUUGGUCAUCGGCCUGGUGGAAGGCUUCUUCGAC
Molecule: messenger RNA, 663 nt
Organism: Fomitiporia mediterranea MF3/22
Lineage: Eukaryota; Fungi; Basidiomycota; Agaricomycetes; Hymenochaetales; Hymenochaetaceae
Product: cytochrome b5
Exons: 6
Coding region: 79-456 (125 amino acids)
Cellular component (GO): endoplasmic reticulum membrane; intracellular membrane-bounded organelle
Molecular function (GO): heme binding
Source: RefSeq, a predicted model, not a curated record